Messenger RNA from Bipolaris sorokiniana ND90Pr, 697 nucleotides. RefSeq lists its product as uncharacterized. The record is from RefSeq and is a predicted model, not a curated record. The transcript has a single exon. The coding region runs from base 203 to 571 and encodes 122 amino acids. NCBI's taxonomy places the organism in Eukaryota, Fungi, Ascomycota, Dothideomycetes, Pleosporales, Pleosporaceae.
GGGGGGGAGUGAAAGGAUCGUGCGAGGGCUGGUGAUCGAAGCCCGUAGCGGAGUCAGCAGGAAGAAGUGUGGAGUUUUAGGCAGGGGGGGUGCGGGUACUGUGCGGGCGGCGUUUGGGUGUGCGGAUGGGAAUCAAAGGGUGGUGCUAGGCGGUUUCCCAUAUACCCGACGAGUAGCUACGUCAAAUGCUAACGCAGGCUCAAUGGGGCAGCGAGCGCCGUGUGCGGCAAAUGAGGCGCAUCUGGUGUGGUUGGGAACGCGCAGACCCAUUGAUUUAACCCAAAGCCGGCGCUCCCAGGAAGAUGCCAGCAUGCAGGGAAAACGUUGCGGUGGCCGUGUGAAGGGCAGCCAAGGUACGCCUAAGAUGGAGAAGGAUGGGCGGUUGGUAGUGAGCCCAAACGCUCGGACGCCCUUGUCCUGCCCUUCCCUUGUCUGCCCUUGUCUGCCCUGCCUGCUGCACGCCUGCUGCAUAGCAUUUGCGGCCACGCUAUCAGCAUGCAAGACGGUCCAAAAAAGACCGCGUUGGCAGUGCGCCACACCAGGCAGUGCCCAGAGGCCCGUCUGGGGCUAGAGCAUGCCCCCGGAAACGGUUGGUGGAUAUGUGUGCGCAUGUGUGGGUGCCAAUCUGAGUAUGUGCGCGCUGAUGUGGACUGAGGUGGGCAAGGGCAAGGGCAAAAAAAAAAACAAAAAAACAAAG